Messenger RNA from Haemonchus placei, 963 nucleotides. The record is from the annotation of a GenBank genome assembly. NCBI's taxonomy places the organism in Eukaryota, Metazoa, Nematoda, Chromadorea, Rhabditida, Trichostrongylidae.
AUGGAGAAGACGGCACGACUACAGGUGCCGUUUGUUGCAGCAGCUAUAUCGCUAUGCUGCAUUAUGACCGUAGCUGUGGUACUCCCAGUGCUCCACAUCCAACUCGAAAGGGCACAGUCACGUCUUCAAGCUCGGAUGGAUGCUUUCAAGUACACUGCUCGUAACAUAUGGCAAGACAUCGUUCUUGUGAAGAGUCACGGUCGUAUCCGUCGUCAGGGAUACGGCAACUAUGAAGCAAGCAGUGAUAGUCAACAGUGUACGUCGUGUAUACAAUUGCAAUGUCCACCGGGACCACCUGGACCCCCUGGCGUGAAUGGAGAGCCUGGCAUGGAUGGUGCACCAGGACGUCCAGGAAAGCCUGGACUUGAUGGCUUGGAUGUACCUCUUGAUCCGGAACCGAGCUUCCCUUGUGUGAUAUGCCCAGCGGGACCACCAGGAAAUCGUGGACCUCAAGGUGAAACUGGCCGUCCAGGAUUACCAGGGGAGCCCGGUCACCCAGGUCUACCAGGGCGUCCUGGAAAACCCGGUAGAGUAGGUGACGCAGGACCCCAAGGUGACCCUGGAGAGGAAGGUGAACCUGGAAUCAAAGGUCCACCUGGUGACGACGCUAUCGGAGGCACAGGAAUCAAGGGCCCACCAGGUCCACCUGGUCCACGUGGGCCAAAGGGACCGCCGGGAACGAACGGCAUGCCAUCGCAGAAUCCUGGACCAGCUGGUCCAAUUGGAGAGAUGGGACCACCUGGUCCUCCUGGUCCACGUGGAGAACCUGGACCUCCAGGACCGUUCGGCCCACCUGGUGACUCGGGAGAGCCAGGAGGGCACUGUCCUUCGUCGUGUGGGAUACAAGAGAUUGUUGCACCAUCAGUUACUGACCUCGAUACUGGAGAGUACCCUCAACAGAACUAUCCGCGUGGUCCUGACAGAGGGCGCUAUGGUGGCGGUGGCGGAUAUGGAAAGAAGUAG